Messenger RNA from Manduca sexta (tobacco hornworm), 5922 nucleotides. It is a transcript of the gene FDL, whose product is annotated as probable beta-hexosaminidase fdl. Gene Ontology annotation, biological process: carbohydrate metabolic process; glycosaminoglycan metabolic process; ganglioside catabolic process. The coding region runs from base 676 to 2586 and encodes 636 amino acids. Gene Ontology annotation, molecular function: beta-N-acetylhexosaminidase activity. The transcript is spliced from 5 exons. The record is from RefSeq and is a predicted model, not a curated record. Lineage: Eukaryota; Metazoa; Arthropoda; Insecta; Lepidoptera; Sphingidae. Gene Ontology annotation, cellular component: membrane.
GCCGUGUGACGACGGAACGGGUCUAGCCAAUCGUCGUCUGUCCCACUCGCUCGUGUGUGCUUUUAGUUUGCAGAUCGCCCGCCCAGUUAAAAAAAAACUACUUUUCGCGUGCGCAUUGUUUCUUUUUUCAACCUUUAUAAUUUGGCAAUUGUUUUAAUAUAUCUAUACUAUUACAUUAUUUAUUAAACUGCGUUUUAAAAAUAAAUUUAACACUUAAAUACUCCGGGUACUUUCACUUUCCCUAAACGAUUAAACAUUUCAUAUAUGUGAAGUGUCAAUCGGUCAUCGGACCUAUUUUGUUUUGAUUUUCUAUAACAAUUUUUAUAUUUUUUAUAAUAUAAUAUUGGAUAAGAAAUAUUUUUAACGUGAAAUCUCUUCACGCGGACUUACGAUUUGUGUGUCGAAUUCUCAACGAGUGCAAGAAGUGAAUAAACAUCGGCUCAGUGCUACGAUAUUUAUAGUAGAAUAAGUGAUUUUAUAUCAGUUUACGUCUGGAGGCGGUGUUCAUUAUUUGGAUGCACGAGCUAUAAAAAAUCAAGGCGCCGAUUUUUGGCAGUGUUAAAGUUGCCUGAACCAUGCAGUACUGAAGUGAACUUAACAAGAUGAACCCGAAGACUGUUGCGAGGCCUAACUGACGUUAUAUUUAAUGUAAUGGUGCAUCGGUAAGCGUGCAAGAUGCAGGUGUGGCGCGAGGCGCUGGGACGCGGCGUGUCGGCGCAAUGGGGCCGCGUGGGGCGGCUGCGGCGCGCGCUAGUGGUGCUGGCCGCCGCCGCCUGCACCGCCGCCGCGCUGCUCUACUGGCGCCAGCAGCUCGACCAGCGGGACCAUCGACCGCUACACUCGCUAUACUCCAGUUCGGUGGAGCCGCAAUGGUCGUGGAUAUGUCAUAACGACCGGUGCGAGCGAUACCUGGCAUCGGAGACGGCGACGCUGCAGUCGCUGCCCACGUGCAACAUGCUGUGCGCGUCCACGCAACUGUGGCCGCAGCCCACGGGCCCCGUGAGCCUCGCCACCGCCGCCGUGCCCGUGCGCGCCGACCGCUUCUCGCUGCACGUGACGGCGACGCCCUCGCGCGACGUGUCGCACGCGCUCACCGAGGCCUUCUCCCUCAUGCAGGCCGACAUGCGCACCCUGGAGCGCAGCGCCGGCGGUGACGUGCGGCGCGCUGACAUCGAGCCGCCGCGCGACGUACUCGUCCGCGUCGCCGUCAACGGCUCCGGUGACGUGCGUAUGCGCCUCGACACCGACGAGAGCUACAAGAUCAACCUGCGUCCCACGGGCAACUCACUCACUGUAGACAUCACAGCGCAUUCGUUCUGCGGCGCGCGGCACGGCUUCGAAACCCUCUCACAAUUAGUGUGGUUGGACCCAUAUGCAGGCUCGUUACUAAUCCUGGAGGCGGCGACAGUGGUGGAUGCGCCACGCUUCUCGUUCCGCGGGCUGUUACUCGAUACGGCGCGAAACUUCUUCCCAGUCGGAGAGAUCCUACGCACGAUUGAUGCGAUGGCCGCGUGCAAGCUGAACACUUUCCACUGGCACGUGAGCGACUCGCAGUCGUUUCCGCUGCGGCUGAACAGCGCUCCGCAGCUCGCACAACACGGCGCGUAUGGACCCGGCGCCGUGUACACGCCGGACGACGUGCGCGGCAUCGUACACCACGCGCGUCUACGCGGCAUCCGCGUGCUCAUCGAGGUGGACGCACCGGCGCACGUGGGUCGCGCGUGGUCCUGGGGCCCCACCGCCGGUCUCGGACACCUCGCGCACUGUGUCGAGGCGGAACCCUGGAGCGCGUACUGCGGCGAACCACCCUGCGGGCAGCUCAACCCGCGCAAUCCACAUGUGUACACCCUGCUGGAACGUGUGUAUGCUGAGAUCAUAGAACUGACCGGAGUAGAUGACUUGUUCCAUCUCGGCGGCGACGAGGUGUCGGAACGGUGUUGGUCGCAACAUUUCAACGACACCGACCCCAUGGAGCUGUGGUUCGAGUUCACGCAGCGCGCGAUGCACGCGCUCGAGCGCGCCAACGGCGGCCGCGCACCUGAGCUCACGCUGCUGUGGUCCUCGCGGCUCACGCGCUCGCCCUACCUCGAGAGGCUCGACUCCAAAAAGUUCGGCAUCCAGGUGUGGGGCUCGUCGCGAUGGCCGGAGUCGCGUGCCGUGCUGGACGCCGGGUUCCGGUCGGUGCUGUCGCACGUGGACGCGUGGUACCUGGACUGCGGGUUCGGCUCGUGGCGGGACAGCUCGGACGGGCACUGCGGGCCGUACCGGUCGUGGCAGCAGGUGUACGAGCACCGGCCGUGGACGGAGGAGGUGCCGGCGGUGCUGCCGGAGCAGCAGGCGUGGCGCGUGGAGGGCGGCGCGGCGUGCCAGUGGACGGAGCAGCUCGGGCCGGGCGGGCUGGACGCGCGCGUGUGGCCGCGCGCCGCGGCGCUGGCGGAGCGGCUGUGGGCGGACCGCGGCGAGGGCGCGGCGGCGGACGUGUACGUGCGGCUGGACUCGCAGCGACAGCGGCUGCUGGCGCGCGGCGUGCGCGCGGCGCCGCUGUGGCCGCGCUGGUGCUCGCACAACCCGCUCGCCUGUCUCUAGCGCGCUGUAGCGAGAAGCCAAGCGGGGCUUCUCUUGUACAUAACGUUUGAUUAAGUGAAGCUGGUAGAUAGAAAUUGUACAGCGCUUUCGUAUUAGCUAGGCGAACUCGGCGCGGGGGCCGAGACGUUGCGUGAGACUUGUUAAUUUAUUACUCGUUGAGUGUUACUUCACAAUGAUACUGCCAUUUGAGUCACAAGUAUUUAUUCCGUUUAUAGGCGUAUGGAAUGGACGAGUUACAUAGCUAUGAUAUAUUAUGUACAUAAGUGAGCUGCUAGCUCCUACGUCUGUUUGCUGAUUAUCGACCGUGCGGCGGAACCUUACAAUUAGUUUGUAGCAUACUUGUUACCGAUAAACGAAGCGGAAAAUGUCGCGUAAUCAAUCACAACCAAAAUAAGCCAAUCAUUGAAUCAUUAUACGAUAUAAUUUUUCAUAUAAAUGUUUUUAAUAAAUUUUCCUCAGUUGUCUAAGUGUAAUCAGAAGCGUUAUCGCGAUAAUAUUCGUCAUUGUAUAUUUUAUUUUUUUAUACCUUUUUUACUGAUUAUGUUAUACAUUGUUGUAUGAUUGACUAUCACUGGGAAUCAUGUUGCCUACAUUUCGCGUAAAUUUUAAAAUUAAUUAUUUUGAAAACCAUCAUAAUAUUAGUCAAACAGGAUUUUGACGAUAAUUUUAAUAUAAUUUUCAGAAUUAAUUCGUGUAACGUAAAUAACUUUUAUUUAUCUAGAUCGCUAUAUCUGUGAUUAGUUGCUUACAUAAUACAACACAUUCGCGUAUUUCAUUAUAUAAUUAUUUAAUAUAGUUCUGGCAGACGCCUUACAGCCGUUUUCAAUAGUCAAUCUCAAUCUUCAAUCUGAUUCGGAGAAUGAAUCAAUCAAUACCUCAUUUGUUAACAUGUUAAAAAUACUUUGUUCUGAUUGGUCCAUUUUUGAGAUAGAUUAAACAAAGUGAUUGGGAUCGUUUAUUGAAAAUGGUGGAGUCAGUGCAGACGAGAGUAUAGUGAAAUUUACUCUUAAGACAAAUAAUUUAGAGUAGAAAAUCGUAUGAACAGUGCCACAUGAAACGUACACCACUAUCCGAUCUAUAUUAUGCUAUAAUCAGUAGUGAUAUAAAUCAUUUUGCACUGACCGUAAUGCGUUGGCCAAACCCGUCCGAUGAUCCUACACUAGCCAGUCGAGGCUAACGGCAAGUCAAUUAGUAAAGAGAUUCAAAUCGAAAUUGUAUCUAAUUUUGUGUGCUUAUCAAAAGUGUUUUACAUCGACGCUUACAAGGUGAUAUGUCUAAGCGACAAACAAUAAACUUUUGAGUAAAGAUUUAAUGUUUUGAUUUUCUUUGUAUCGUGCACUGUAGUCUAUACCUUAAACUGAUUUUGAAAAGACCAACACCAGUGUUUCUUGCCCGUUCUUCCUGGUGAAAGUGGUCUAUUUGUCGCUUAGACAUGAUUGCCUUUCAAGAGUCGAUGUGUAUUCAUUCCCAUGCUCAUUAAUUAAGCUGAAUGCGUAUUGGUGACGUUAAUUUUUUGUUACGGUUACAUUUUGUCAGUAUGCAAAUUUUAUGAAAACUAUUAAUAAUUUAUAGCUAUAUGUCGUUUAUAGUAUCAACGGGUGAAAGGCUUACCGAAUUAAGAGACAUAUUUAAAAAAAAAAAAUUGUAACUUUUAUCAUAAAAUACAGAAAAUAUGCUGAUUUGAAAUAUAUGUAAACUCAAUGUCACUUACGGCCCUUUUCAAUAAACGAUCUCAAUUUUAAUGACCGAUCCGAUCCCGACAAUAAACCAAUCAAAAUCAUCUGCAAACAUGUCAAAAAAUCCUUUGUUCUGAUUGGUGCAUUUUUACAAUGGAUUAGAAACAGCGAUAGGAAUUAUUCAUUGAAAACGUCCUAAGUCAAUAAGCCUUUCUCAUAGAUGUAACGAGCGUAGCUUAAACCAUGAAACUAGACAAAGAGUCGCCGUAACAAAAAUAAACACAGUGCUUAGUGGAAUAAAAAAACGCAUGUUAUCUGUUGAAGUUGCUAGUUGUAUUUUAAAUGUUGUGUGCGCGAUAUGUUAAGAAUUUUCACUGGACAUACAUAAAAAACUAAACUUUUUUAAAGUUGGUUAAUAUGCAACUGCCCAAAUUCACCUAGAGCAAGAAUUGUAUAGUUUAUUUCAAGUUUGCCCAAGUCUGAGCAGUAAAAAGUUAUUCACGUGGUGCGUUUUGCAAAAUCCUGAUUUACAUAAAAAUAGUAUUUAAUGAUUAUGAAAAUAUCGGCGCUUUUUAUAGUGAACUACGUAAAGAAACGACUUUUUGAACCUUAAUAUUUAUAUAUUUUCAGUCUUAGUUACAUUAAUUUUCAAAAAUGGUAUUUCUCAACUACGUAUUGACAUUACAAAAUAAACAGGUUUUUCGUUUCAAAGGGGUUUAAUCCAACCUUAUUCCAUUUUGAAGCUCGUUAUUUUAUUUGCUUUACAAGGUAAAAACUACCUUUAACAUAUAAGGGUAAAGUGCAUAAAUCGUUGUUGAAAUUGAACGUUCAUCGAAAAAUGUUGUAUCGUUAGAAAUAUUUUAAAUAGUUAUUUUUUCGCUGUGUGUAUUCAAUGUAAUAUUAUGUACAGUCAGCCAUAGAAGUAGCUGAAUAAAUUCAAAAAUAAAAAUAAAUAUUUCUAUGUCUAAAAUAAACAAGAUUAAUGAAGUGAACACAAAACUAUUGUUGAUUAGGACUCAUAAGUUUAAAAGGCAAUUUAAAAUUUUUACAUUUGUUCAGCUACUUAUGUGUCUGGCUGUAUAUUAAGCAUCAUUAUAGCAGAAAAAAUGUCUUGAAAAUUAGAGCUGUAUAAUCGAUAAAAAAUACAUGAAAGACCGAAAUCUUAACGUAUUUUUAGUGGAAUUUUAUUUGAAUAAUCAAUAAUGUUUGGUGUAUUAUUUUUUUACGAGAUCACAAGUUCUGAUAUGAGAUUUGAUUUUGUAUGUUUUUAAUUAAUAAAUGUUUUGUAAAUAGUGCAAUUAUUUUGUAUAUCACGAUGAUUGAGAUUAUUUAUUUUUGAAUUAAUUUAUGUUUUUAAUUUGAAUGAUAGGUAUAAUGUUGUAGGCCAGAAAUGCUUAAAAUUGUCAUAAUCUUCAAUAAGAAAAAUAAUUUCUGGUCAACUUAUAAAUAAAGUAGCCGAAUGUGCUUUCGUUUUCGGCCGGAGAUUCUGACCGAAACAAUGCUAUGAAUGUUGAAUGUGACUUAUUAUUUAAUGACAUGAAUUUAAUUCCCUAGAUGUGAUCAAUAAACAGGCACAAUUUUGUACAUUUUUGUAUGUAAUGUUUGGUGCUAUAGUGAUUUUCGUGUACUUCUAUAAAAUAAAAGAAAUAAUUGGAAAGAG